AUGUCUGUCAAUCGAGAACCCAAUGGUGGUGGAGGACGCUUCCAAAGUGGAUUUUGGGAGCCUGGUUUCUCCUGUUCUCGACGAGACAGCAUGCAACUACGAGCUCUGCUACUCACGAUUCUGGCCGCUGUCGGUUCAUUUGCGCAAAGCCCGGUUGUCGACCUGGGCUAUGCACAGUACCGCGGUGCGGUGUCAUCGGCCAACUUUGCACACUUUCUGGGCAUUCGUUACGCCGCUGCACCGAUAGGUGACCUCCGCUUCCGGGGACCUCAGCCACCUGCAAAUAUUUCCGGUGUUCAAGAUGCCACAACCCAACCCAACCAAUGCUUCCAAAGCUCAAGCGGAUUGUCGCCAACCAAUCCGCUGGCCACGAGGGCUGUUGUUUCGGACGAGGAUUGCUUGUUUCUGAAUGUUUACUAUCCCAGCGAUACAGCUGGUUUACCUCCAAAAGAUCUACCUGUUCUCGUUUGGAUACAUGGCGGAGGCUACCUCGGCGGUCAAGCUAGUGCUUACAAUGGCGACGACAUUCUCAAACAGAGUAACCGCAACUUGGUUCUCGUCAUCAUUCAAUAUCGCUUGGGAGUAUUUGGUUUCCUACCAGGAUCUAAAGUAAAGCAGAAUGGCGCCUUGAAUGCUGGCCUUCUUGACCAAGAUGCAGCGCUCCGAUGGGUCAAUCGCCAUAUCACAAAAUUCGGAGGAGACCCAGCGAAGGUUACCAUAUGGGGAGAGUCCGCCGGCGCAGGCUCUGUACUGCAACAAGUGGUGGCCAACAACGGUCAGACCAAACCACAGCUCUUCCGAGGAGCUAUCACCAGUUCGACUUUCCUUCCCUCACAAUAUAAGUACAAUGACCGGAUUCCGGAGCUCAUUUUCAGUCAAGUCGUCUCGCAACUGAACUGCACUACUGCGUCUAAUACUAUGGCCUGUCUCCGUGCUGCCGAUGCAAACGCAUUGGAAACGGUAAAUGAUAAUCUCAACCAUGGUGCUUUCUGGGGAACGUUCCUCCUUGUGCCAGUUAUUGACGGGACAUUCAUCCGACAACGACCGACAUUAUCUCUAGCUCAAGGGAAAGUCAACGGUAAAGUGUUACUUUCCGUCACCAAUACCUUCGAAGGCGAUGUUUUCGUCGAUCAAAACUCGGCAGCAAUCGCCAACGCAACCCAAUAUGCUCUCAAUCUAUUCCCAGAAAUCCAGCCAGCCCAAGCCGACAAAGCUGGUCGGCUAUAUAGCGAGCUGGGGACGCCAAUUCUCCAAGAGAAUGCAAUUCAGGCAGAAUCUAUCUUCAUAUGUCCCACCUAUUACAUGCUCAACGCAUUCCGGGGCCGCUCUUACAAAGCCGAAUUCGCAGUCCCGCGAGGCCAGCACGGUGCCGACGUCGCCUACUAUUACCCCACACUUUCCACCCCUACCUUCCAGAACCAAGCGUUCAUCAACGCUUUCGCGCAAAUCUUCACAUCUUUCGCGAUCUCUUUGAACCCCAACGUGGACGUAGACCCUGCAAAUCCGACUAUUACUCCGCAGUGGAAAGUGUGGAUGCAGGGCUUGGGGGAGACCGAGAUGCUGUUCAACAAGACGGAAACGAAUGAGCCUGUGGUCCACACCAUCGAAACCGGGCAAGCCUUGCUGCAACGCUGCGCAUUUUGGGAUAGUGUUGGCGCAUUUACUGCACAGUAA
Mycena indigotica is the source of this 1674-nucleotide messenger RNA. Its product is annotated as Carboxylic ester hydrolase. The transcript is spliced from 14 exons. The coding region runs from base 1 to 1674 and encodes 557 amino acids. The record is from RefSeq and is a predicted model, not a curated record. NCBI's taxonomy places the organism in Eukaryota, Fungi, Basidiomycota, Agaricomycetes, Agaricales, Mycenaceae.